GCCAACACAGAGCGGUUUGAGAUGGAGAGCUGCGGGGUCAACCAUGUCGAGGGGGGCUGGCCCAAGGAUGUGAACCAGGAGCUGGAGCAGACCAUCCGCUUCCGGAAGAAAGUGGAGAAAGAUGAGAACUACAUCAAUGCCGUCAUGCAGCUGGGCUCGAUCAUGGAACACUGCAUCAAACAGAACAAUGCCAUCGACAUCUACGAGGAGUAUUUUGAUGACGAGGACGGUGUGGAGGUGACCGAAGAGGCACCGUCAGCCAAGACCAUCAACGUCUUCAGGGACCCUCAGGAGAUCAAGCGGGCAGCCACACACCUCUCCUGGCACCCUGAUGGCAACAGGAAGCUGGCAAUAGCUUAUUCCUGCUUGAACUUCCAGCGAGCCCUGGGCAUGAGCCACGAGUCCUACAUCUGGGACCUGGAAAACCCCAACAGACCAGAAAUUGUCCUGAAGCCGUCUUCCCCUCUUGUCACCCUGGAGUACAACCCCAAGGAUUCCCACGUCCUCCUAGGGGGCUGCUACAAUGGGCAGAUAGCCUGCUGGGACACCCGGAAGGGCAGCCUGGUGGCAGAGCUGUCCACCAUCGAGUUCAGCCACCGAGACCCAGUGUACGGCACCAUCUGCUGCAGCAAAGACGGGCACGAGUGCUUCUCAGCGUCCACGGAUGGGCAGGUCAUGUGGUGGGACAUCCGCAAGAUCAGCGAGCCCAGGGUGGUCAUCAUGGGCAUCCAAAAGGAGCAGCUGGAGAAUGCCCUGGGAGCCAUCUCCUUGGAGUUCGAGUCUACGUUGCCAACCAAGUUCAUGGUGGGCACCGAGCAGGGCAUCGUUGUCUCCUGCAACCGCAAGGCCAAGACAUCAGCGAAGAUCGUUUGUACCUUCUCAGGUCACCAUGGCCCCAUCUACGCCCUCCAGAGAAACCCCUUCUACCCAAAGAACUUCCUGACUGUUGGUGACUGGACAGCCCGCAUCUGGUCUGAGGACAGUCGGGAAUCAUCUAUUUAUGUGGACCAGAAAGACUCAGAGACCCUGGACCCCGGAGAGCCUCAACGGGAGGAGCCUUGGACUGGCGAGCCUCCUGCUCCCCCAGCACAGGCUCUGACUUGCCACGCCGGCUCCGACAGGUACCACAUGGCUUACCUCUCUGAUGGAGCCUGGAGUCCUGUGUGUGACGAGGCCCUCUUCUGCCUCCGGGUUCAGGACACCGGAUGUCUCAUCGCCUGCGGCUCCCAGCUUGGAACAACCACUCUGCUGGAGGUGUCCAGCAGCCUCUCCACCCUGCAGAGGAAUGAGAAGAACAUAGCUUCUUCGAUCCUGGAGGCCAGACACCGUGAGAUGCGGCUGAAGGAGAAAGGGAAGGCAGAGGGCAAGGAUGACGACCAGAAGGAUGAGGAGUUGGCCCUGGACCUCAAUGAGCUAGUCGCCAAAGCCGAGGAGGAGUUCUUUGAGGUCAUCUUUGCAGAGCUGAAGAAGAAGGAAGCGAGGCUUUGA
This is a messenger RNA of Peromyscus leucopus (white-footed mouse), 1488 nucleotides long. Its product is annotated as dynein intermediate chain 2, axonemal. The record is from RefSeq and is a predicted model, not a curated record. Gene Ontology annotation, cellular component: outer dynein arm. Lineage: Eukaryota; Metazoa; Chordata; Mammalia; Rodentia; Cricetidae. Gene Ontology annotation, molecular function: dynein light chain binding; dynein heavy chain binding. Gene Ontology annotation, biological process: cilium movement; outer dynein arm assembly.